ACCCCAACCCGGCUUUCCGGUAUAAAAGCGGAGUUCAGCGGUACUCGGUUGGGGAAAAUUGUACUUUCCUUCCCGGCGGGUGGUGCAGAGCUUAAAGAAAAUCUUUUUAUCCAAUCAGCACGCCAAGAAGCUUUUUCUUCAGGUCACCUCGUCGUUCAGAUCAGCCACCUAUCUCAAACCCCAAGCAGCUCUGCCUUAAUAUCACCACCUGCCAGCUUUACUCUGUAACCAAGCCAACCUAAAGCCUUCAAAAUGAUGCAGAUCAGCAGCGACUCCGCCAGCAACAAGCACUCUCUCAUCAACGUCAUGCACCGCUUCAUAGCAGCUGCCAACAACAUGGACGAGACCAUCAUGGUGCCAAGCCUGCUCCGAGACUUGCCGCUGGAGGAGCAGGCGCCCAGCGAGAUGGAGCCCAACAACAACAAUCAGGAGCCGCAGUGUCCCAACAAGCAGAGAGACAUGUACGAGCACUACCUGCUCCUCAAGUCCAUAAAGAACGACAUGGAGUGGGGCAUGCUGAAGAAGGAGAUGAGCAGCGGUGCCAGCUUCCUGGAGAUGGCGGUGAAGCAGGAAGAGCAGCAGCCGGUCACUGGAGACCUGCUCCCAGCUGACAACGCGGACCUGGAGGAUCAGUUUCACUAUCACCUCAGAGGACUGUUCGGAGUUCUGUCCAAGCUCACAACGCAAGCCGACAACCUCACCAAUAGGUACAAGAGGGAAAUCGGAGGCGGAAACUUCAUGAGAUAGAAGUCACUACUUUUUCUUUUCCACCCCCCAGACUGCUUAACUUGCACAAUGGGAUGUGUUGAGAAGGCCCCCCAUCUCUUCCUACUAGAUCUCAAUGGACAGUGAACUGACCAGGGCGACCACUUUGUGACUUCUCUCACUCCUGAGUAGCGACACUCCAACGUCCCCCACCAAAAAACAUACCUGAAACCAGUGACACCUGCACGUGUCCCUCUGCCUGAGGUCGACACUUUGUGCUUAGUGGAGGUUUAUUGAAUCUGUUCCAAGUCCAGAUGAAGCGCAGCUCUGAUUUAUGCAGACAUUGUCCCUCCCUCUUAUUUUUAUUUCGUUUUUAUUUUGUCUUUUCAUUUCAAGUAUGAUCACGGGUUUGUCACCAGAUUGUGAAUAAAUGGUCUCUGACUGUAGGAGAAGUUGAAUGCUGGUUAUUCUGUCCCUCCUUUUUUAAAAAUUUUAACGCUGAGCUGAAGGGCUCUUUACCUGCUGAGAUUUUAAUCUAUCCAACUGUAACAUGGCGUGCCUUGACUUUUGUAUACCCUCAUGCCCUGUUCAGUUACUGCCCAUUGUCUGCUUGAAUGGUUCAUCAAGGUGUUCAUGAUGAAAUGAUUUCUUUGUUUGCCCUCGGAUAUUUCAAUAUUUUUUUUUAUUUUUAUUAAAGCAGUAAAACUGAAAUAAAUAAUUGGAAACAUGA
Molecule: messenger RNA, 1435 nt
Organism: Epinephelus moara (kelp grouper)
Lineage: Eukaryota; Metazoa; Chordata; Actinopteri; Perciformes; Serranidae
Gene: mid1ip1l
Product: MID1 interacting protein 1, like
Exons: 2
Coding region: 253-747 (164 amino acids)
Biological process (GO): regulation of lipid biosynthetic process
Cellular component (GO): cytosol
Source: RefSeq, a predicted model, not a curated record